Messenger RNA from Hyposmocoma kahamanoa, 1800 nucleotides. Its product is annotated as gamma-glutamylcyclotransferase-like. The record is from RefSeq and is a predicted model, not a curated record. Lineage: Eukaryota; Metazoa; Arthropoda; Insecta; Lepidoptera; Cosmopterigidae. The coding region runs from base 87 to 656 and encodes 189 amino acids. Gene Ontology annotation, molecular function: gamma-glutamylcyclotransferase activity. The transcript is spliced from 4 exons.
AAUAAAAAUCAAAAGUGCACAAACGACUAUUCUGUCGACAAAUCUUCAAUAAUACAAACAUUUUUUCGUUAUAUAUAAGAAGUACAAUGAGCGGAACUGCUAUGGCUGAAGUUCCCAAUACCUUCCUUUACUUCGCAUAUGGAAGUAAUUUAUUGAAGAAAAGAAUUCAUAUAAACAACCCCUCGGCAGAAUUUUUAGGAAUUGGAAAACUCGAAGGGCACCAAUUAGAUUUUAUGGGCUACAGCAAUAGAUGGGGUGGCUGCUCAGCUACCAUAGUUCCUACACAAGGAGAACACAUCUGGGGAGCCAUUUGGAGGCUGGAUAAUAAGGAUAUGCCUGCUUUGGAUAACCAAGAAGGAGUUGGCGUUAAAUGGUAUUUCCCUAGGACUGUUCCAAUAAUUCUGCCAGAUGGGACGAAUGUUCAUUGUCGUACAUACCAGCAAACUAAAAACCCACCUCCUCGAAGACCUGGCGAAAAUAUCCCCCAAGAUAGACUGCCUUCCAUAACCUACAUGGAUGUCAUUGUCAAAGGGGCCAUUGAAUGCCAAAUGCCUGAUGAAUAUAUCGAACUCUUGAAGAAUAUACCUAACAAUGGUAAUAAAGCAAAUGAAGAGAUGUUGGACCUGCUGAAAGAAAAAUGCAUCUGCCCUGACUAGGAUGUGGAAAACAAACGCAUAUCUCCACGAAUUGAAAAUUACGACAAGUAAUAUCUUGUAUAAGCCAUGGCCAAACAUGAAUCAUCAUGUGUUAAUCUCUUCGCUUUGCUAGCUAGUAAUUCUGGACCUUGAUAAUCUCUGCAAUACAUACUCGUAUUACUUAUUCAAAAAACUUCGCGACACCCAAACCUUGUGUUUAUAUUUGCUUAUUUCUGUACCAUAUCGUACUAGAGGAAUGCGCACAUUGAUUAGUUUUGAAAUCUUCUGAACUACCAAUCAAAACAAUCCAAACCCAAUUUAUUACAAAAUCCCAAAACCAGCUUUCAAUCUCACUAAAGGUAGACAUGGCGAAAGGCCAGAUUCAUAGCCUCUUAAACACAAGCGUAUCUUAUUUCCACAAAAUGGACUCCAUUCACACUUAUUCCGAUUUUCCAAGAUGCCUCUACGCUACGAACGGGCUCCGGCUCUUGGAUUUAAAUCUUUCUGCCAACCGGAUUGUGGCCGCUAUAUCCAUUCCAAAAACUGCUGCCAAGAACCAAAAAAUUUGGGAUCUUUUCUAAUAUCAGAUUGUGGUUCACUAAUGUGAAGCGGGUUUAGGAGUAGCUUUGAUGUCUUUUUUGAACUUAAAUCUCUUUUUGUUUGGAGUAUUUUGGGACGAAUCUGCCCGCUAUCAGUGACAUGCUUUCGCUCGUAGGAGCAAGUCUCUAUCGAGUGGCUUCAGAAGACAUUUUUAUAAGAUUUAGAAGUGCGUCUGUGUACCUACAAUAUCUGCGUAAUACACGAUUUAAUCCCGCCAGCACCCUUCCGUUACCACCCACUCAGAUGCAGCGAGAUAUUCAUGGUACAUGUUCUUAUAAUUCACAUGAACAAUUUUGCAUCUCCUUUGCCGAGUGCCGCUUCUUGAACGAUUUUGAUAAUUUACUUUUAUAAUAAGAACGACAUUUUGACAUAGGUACAGGCAUCUUCUAGGCUAACAUUUACCUAGCACCCUCGUCCACAUCUUUACUUUCCAAGAGGUGAGGUUGUUGUGGAUUAACGUAUAUCUCUCAUGUUUAAAAGAAGAUUUUGAAAUCUAAAAUGUUCCUAUUAGUUUUUAAAUUCAUAGGUAGUACAUUUUAAAUUUUAUACGUGUGUAAUUCGGAUU